Messenger RNA from Poecilia latipinna (sailfin molly), 1318 nucleotides. RefSeq names its product phosphoribosyl transferase domain containing 1a (gene prtfdc1a). Gene Ontology annotation, cellular component: cytosol. The coding region runs from base 429 to 1109 and encodes 226 amino acids. Gene Ontology annotation, molecular function: hypoxanthine phosphoribosyltransferase activity; magnesium ion binding. Gene Ontology annotation, biological process: IMP salvage; purine ribonucleoside salvage; hypoxanthine metabolic process. The record is from RefSeq and is a predicted model, not a curated record. NCBI's taxonomy places the organism in Eukaryota, Metazoa, Chordata, Actinopteri, Cyprinodontiformes, Poeciliidae. The transcript is spliced from 10 exons.
AAAAACAGUCUUUAAUUUUCUCCAAAAUAACCCAAAUUAUUUCCGAUAAUGUUUGACUAAUUUGACAAGCGACUCCCCAUUGUUGGAAUAUUAUAAUAUAGGACUCACUCAGUAAUGGAAUAAGGAACAUAUUCAUCUGUGUUGUACAUUUGAUGGGUUCUGUGGUAAAAAUAAUUACCAGAUUUAAAUAUUGUCCCUGAAUACAUCGACCCACCGCCUGCUUGGAGUCACAUGAGGCUGAUUAACCAGCAUAGCUCUCCUCAAAACAAAGCUUUUCUUUUAACUAAAUGACUUGAGCGUGAUCGUGCUGCCCAUGUUGCCGGGCGGACAGGAUUUCUCUGGGUAACUCUGGAAAACAAAGUUUCCUCCUCUUCGCUCAACAAACCGGAUAAAAAAGCCUUUUUGCCACAGCAGCGGCUGAUUUUACCAUGUCAUCACCACAGCAAAUGGAUGAAAUGAGAGUGAAAAGAGGAAUUGUGAUCAAAGACGACUGGCCUGGCUACAACCUGGAUCUGUUCACCUACCCUGAACAUUACCACGACGACAUUGAGAACGUCUACAUUCCCCACGGAGUCAUCAUGGACCGGAUAGAGCGCCUGGCCCGGUACGUCAUGGAGGACUUUGAGGACAGUAAGAUCAUGGUGCUGUGCGUCCUGAAGGGAGGAUACAAGUUCUGUGCAGAUCUGGUGGAGUUCAUCAAGGUUUUGGGGCGCAGCUCCAACCGGUACCUGGAGACCCGGGUGGAGUUUAUCCGCCUGAAGAGCUACCUGAACGACCAAUCAACAGAGGAUCUGCACAUCAUUGGAAGCAGUGAUCUGUCUUUUCUACGCGGAAAGAGUGUGCUCGUUGUUGAGGCCAUCGUCGACACAGGAAAGACCAUGAAGGCUCUUCUGAAGCAUGUGGAGACCUUUGAGCCAAAGAUGGUCAAGGUCGCGGGUCUGUUGGUGAAGAGACUCUCUACCAUGACUGAAAGUCUGACAGACUAUGUUGGAUUUGAAAUCCCCAACCGAUUCGUGGUCGGCUACGCCUUGGACUACAACGAGUACUUCCGUGACCUGAACCACAUCUGCGUCAUCAGCAAAACCGGAAAGAUGAAGUACAAGAUUUAGAGAAUUAAACCCAUUAAUUAUGCAUUGUUAAAAAAUAUACUAGCCGUUUUCAGCAGUGUGGCUGUGUUUAAUUUUAAUUAUUUAUAUGUCAUUAUUUUUUACAUAUUUUCAUGUGGUUCAGAUAAAUUGUAUUUGUAAUAUGGUUAUAUAUAUUGACUUCCUCUUUGCUUUGUUUAGACCUGUCACAAUAAAAAAAUUUGAACGAUAAA